AUGGGUCACACAGUCCAACUACAAUGGUCCUUCAACCCUCCUGCAGGACGUCAGAUCUCCCUAGCUGAUAUUAUCCUACCUAGGAUAUUAGAAAGUUACAGUUUACACACACCUGCAAGAUCAACUAUUCAAUUCCGUACUUACAGAUCUACCUUUCCCUCACCCUCUUCUUCAACUUCUACUAUCGACACAAGUUCUAUCAAAACCACUUCGAGGUAUUUGACCACAAUCACCACUUUACCUAAUCCUCUUCCACCAGGGAUAAAUCCGAAUAUACCACAGGAUGAUAACAGGAAAGAAGAGGAUAUAACGUAUUUGUUCUUAGAUGAUCGUUCUGUGGUCGUACCACCACCGCAGCCGCAGAUACAGACGAGUGUCAAUGGGACUGAUCAGAAUACUAAUCAGGCCAAUGGAUCUACUACAACUCCUCACCAAACAUCACAAUCACAAUCACAAUCACAGCAAAUAGAUAUAGAUAAAGAUACGUUAGAUGAAGAUGGAUUCGAGAUCAUAGAUAUGCCCAAAGACAAACCGUCGAACUCGAACACCAACGGGAAUACAAAUAUCCCUAUACCUCCAGGAAGUAACGAUGCGCCUCAAAUGCAAAGUGUACCAGAAAAAGAGUCACAGCAAGGACACAAAGAAUCGAGUAGGUUCAAAUGUCUAAUAGUGAGACCUACAUCAAACGUUCAACCGAUGUUACAAUCACUCCUAAGUCCUUUCGUAUUAGGUUAUACCAAAUCUGCUAAAGCUGCAGCAUCAACAACUUCCUCGCCUUUACCUACUCCCACACCUCUACCAGGUACAUCCCUCUUGUUGACAGUAUUGACUUUCAACCCUUACUCCGACGAUGGAUCAUCUGGAUAUACAUUGAGAUUAAAGGUAUUCAUCUUACCUAAUCCGAAUGCAACUUCGAUAUUCCUACAAGUGGAAUAUAACGACACAUCUGACUUGGACUCAAAUGAAAUUGAGAACCAGAAUCGAGAACAGAUAUGUAAGACAUUCUUGGCAGGUUGUCUAAUAGAUGGUUUGAACGAUCAUAGGAAAUGGGUCAGCAUAUAUAAAAGCAUAGAUGCACCGGAUGAAUUGCAGAGGAAUAAACAGAGUAUAUUCACUUUGACUAGGUCUCUAAGGGAAAGUGGUUUCAUAUGA
Messenger RNA from Kwoniella botswanensis, 1152 nucleotides. RefSeq lists its product as uncharacterized. The record is from RefSeq and is a predicted model, not a curated record. The coding region runs from base 1 to 1152 and encodes 383 amino acids. Lineage: Eukaryota; Fungi; Basidiomycota; Tremellomycetes; Tremellales; Cryptococcaceae. The transcript is spliced from 4 exons.